GCCGUUAUUAUGACGGGUCCGCGCCCGCGCGUCGCUGUACAUCAUAUGUGUUCCGGCGAGCCGUGUGGCAGCCCUCUCGCCGAACAUCACGUCGAGUAAUGGCGCUAAUGCCAGAGCGUUAAGGUGUGAUCCGGCAGACAACCAUGACAAGAUGGUAAAACGCUGUGGUGCACCGGGAGGCGAUACGUUUCCGCAUACGUGAGCUACGACCGGGGCGGGACGGGCGGCACGGGGAGGUUUGGGUUACGAUGAGUACUGACAGUCAUGAUCAGACGAAAUCCUGCAAAACACCCGUCAGGAGCGAGGAGGAGAGCGCGUUCGAUGGCAAACGGAUUAAAAAAGAGUACAAUGACACUUGCGUGGAGAAUGGCGACACCGCCUCGUCGGCCACAGCCGCCAACGUCGUCGCCGCCGCCGCCGUCGUCGAGAAACGACAGCAGUCUUCGCUGCUGCCGCCGCCGUCGCCACCGCCACCGCCGCCGUCGGCGGUGCCGGCCGGCAGCAGGUUCGUUUCGAAUGGCUUUCAUGAGGAUAAUGGUCCGAUUCAAGACAUCGUUGCGACGAAAUUCGCAACACUGGCCAACCAUAGCACUUCCAAGCAGGACAAGAUUCGGAUCAUGAUAGAGGAUGGCAUCAGCGAAGAAUCCAAGGUGCGCGUGCAGGAGAUUUUCUCACAGGUGGAACGACUCAAGACAGAGGAAAAGUUAUUAUUGUACCUGAAACUUCCUUUAUUGCUGACAAAUCCCAGUGGUACUAUCGAUCCUCUGAGGCAGCCGUUAAAUCCAUUAGGAAAUCGUUAUGAAAUUCAUCAGACCAUUAUGUGGAUCAAGACGCAUCUGGAGGAAGACCCGGACGUCUCCUUGCCGAAGCAGGAAGUCUAUGACGAGUACAACGUGUAUUGUCUAAGAAAUUCUAUGAAGCCAUUGUCAACGGCGGAUUUUGGAAAAGUCAUGAAACAAGUAUAUCCGCGAGUACGUCCUCGUAGACUGGGUACACGAGGCAACUCUCGCUACUGCUAUGCGGGUAUGCGCAAGCGAAUUAAAUUGGACCCUCCGACACUGCCAAAGAUAUCUGGCCCUCAAACUGAAGAACAUUCGGAGGAGAACGUGACCGAGGAAAUGUUAGGCGCUGCAUCUACCUUGAUAAGGGAGUGGGCGGAAAACUUGUUAGGCCUGAAAUUUCCAAACUUGAGUGCCUUAGCGCGGCAUCUUGUUGAUAAUCUUUGCGUCGAUAUUCGAUCUCUGGCUGCUGUGUGCAUACUGUCCGCUUCAGUCGAGCCUAAAGCUUCAUCUAACAAAGAGCCAAUUUCUGAUCUACCGACUACGCCUACGAGCGGUAAACCUGCGAAACUCCGGGAGGCUCAAUUACAGUUGCAACGUAAGCUUCAGCAACGGGAACAUAUUAGGGAUCAGAAGCAUCGUCAUCUGGACACUAUUGUACAGAAUAAGGAAAAAACCGUCGACGGUAAAGGAAAUAUCGCUAAAGGAUGCAAGAAAGUCAAGUCUAACCAGUCACCUCAAGGUACAAACGUAUCAGCGACAGCAGUGGCCGCGCAAAACUCCCUGGCAAAGGUGAUCAUAUCCCCCAUAUUUUGCAACCGGCAAAAGAAAGUAUCGAAAACUUGCAACCAGCAGCAGCAACAACAGCAACAACAGCAGCAGCAGCAGCAGCAACAGUCCUGCAAUGUCUCCCUGGAGUCUAACUGUGAUAAUGUAGUGGUACAAUCAGGCGAAGACGGACAGAAUAAUAGCACAUCUAGAGUAGUGGCGACCGUGCAGCAACGCGACGUCAAAGGUAAACAUUCUAGGAAACGUGCCAAUAAUCCAGCCGUAGCAGCGCCGCAGGAACCCAGCCCCGAGAAGCAAACGAAGCUCGCCGACGAGAGCCCAGAGCAUUCCAAUGUUUUGCUACCCAAGUUAGCGUCCAUCCAACGCGCCGGCAAGAUCUCGGUGAUACUGGCCGGAAAUUCGAAGUUCAUCAAGUGCAAAGCGGUCGGUGAGGCUGCGGAUAAUAAUAGCCAGCCCGCGAAAAACUGUGAUAUCGACUCGUUGAGGAGCUGUCCGACCGUAGGCACGGUGGACACGUCCUCAGGACUCCUCACGAGGGACCAGAUCCGCCUCUUACAAGACACGCCGGUCUUGAAGGGCGAGAAGCUCCGGGGCAUCGACACGGACGCCCUGGACGAUUAUCUGAACGGCGGGAACAAUUCGCAGGAGCAGGAGGAGGAGCUGCUGCAGUACUUUCAGCAGAGCAGCUCGUCCAGCUCGGACGUGGAGACCGGCGUCGUGGGCUCGGACGCCGAGCAGGUCUCUCGUUCCGACAAGGUGUCGCAACUGCGGCUGAUGCUGCAGCAGAAUCUGAAGGCGCCCAUCGUGGCCGCCGCCGCCGCCGCAGCCGCCGCCGCCGCCGAGCUGCUGCCGACGACUGUCGUUCGGCAGAGUGUCGCCGUCGAGAAGCGAGACACGACGCAGAAGCACAAUAUCGUGUUGCCGACGCUCAAUCAUCCCAACCCGGGCAGCACGCGCCGUCGCGUCAGCUUCGAGACGAACGUCGUCGAGCACGUUCAAGAGGCGACGACGCCGGCGGUUGUCAACACCGUGCCGCAGAGCCCGAACACGCGACGCAGGAUAUUCAACUUCACGCCGAUCUCGCCCGGACCGCAUUCCCCGAUCAACGGCCGCGCGUCCAAGUCGAGCUCGGCGAAUGCAAGCCCGUUCGUGUCGCCCCGCAACACCCCGGUGCCGAGAUCGCGCAGCAAUCUGCAGCCGAGCUCGAGAUCGCGCGGCCAGAAGAUGCUCGCGCGUUCCAUCUCGUGCGGCGUGCCGUACACCAACAAGAACAACGACACCUUCAUCGUGCCGACUUCCAGCGGGACGGAGGUCGCGCGACACGCGCCGGUAGCCACGACCAAGUCGACGGAGGUUAUGCCGAAGGUGACUCCGUGCGCGUUUGUGGAUCUGAUGCCACAGAAAUCGCUACUGAUCAAUUACCCGAGCCAGGAGAAUCUACAAGAGAUCAAGAACGUCUACCAAAAGGGUCAACCGCCUCCGCCCGACCAGGAGAUCACGGAGCUCCUUCACUCCGGCCGGAACUUGAGCAACGAACAAUUGUUCUACAGGUCACAGUCGGUGCCGUUGCACAGGAUGGUGAAUCCCGCGUCCCUCAUAUCCCCGAUCUCCACGCAGUAUUGCUUGUCGACGGUGCACAGUCAGAGCUUCAAUCCGUCGACCAGCAGUUCGGUCGCGCCCACGCCGGUGCCGAGCGAGUACAACGACUUCGGCUCCGGCAUCGGGCAGGAAGGCGCGUAUUUGUUGGACGAAGCGAACUUCAUGUCGGAACCACCGUUCCUGAUUACGGACAAGGGGAUCACCUCGGAGAACAUCAGUAACAUCCUCACGAUCUUGGACGAAGAGGACCAGCCGGGUCUGCAGAUGCUGCCUGAACAGACCGAGGAGACGCUGAACAGCGCGAUCGUCUUGGACGUUUUGCCGAACGCGAAUCUAAACCUGUCGGAAGAGGACAUGCUGGACGCGUCGAGCAUCCUAACCGACGCCGGCGGCACGCUGCAGAAGAUCAUUCAGUCGCGCUCAUACCCGAACACACCACUGCCGGCGCCGGUCUCCGCAUUCACCCCGUCGUACGCCGAGGACAGCAACGGCUCCAGGUCGUAUCCGUCGACGCCGCUUCACACGGUGCAAUCGCAGGAAGUGUAUCAGGAUCCCGGCGAGCCGAUACUCUCCAGUCCCACCCUGAGUUCUCUCAGUUUAUCGGGCGACGUUGUCGCUAACAACAAUAACAACACCAUCAGCACCGCCACCACCGCCACCAUCACCACCAUCAGCACCACCUCGACCACGGCCACCACGACCGACACCACUAUCAUCAUCACCAGCACCAACGCCGCCUCCACGAUCGCCACCACCGCCACCGUCGACGACGUCGACGCCGUCGUCGCUGUGGUCUCCUCCUCUUCCAGCAGUCUCUGCAGAAACGUCGCCGAUCUGCUGGAAGCGAGUUUCCUCGCGGAAGCCGACACUGAGUCCGACGAUCUGGAUCCUCUCGGGAAUUUUGACGGCCUGCAAGACGUCGACUCGUUGACACCGCUGUUCAACGACGUCACUGAGCCUAAUCGCUGAGCGGAAGCGUUGUCCCCCCUCCCCCCGAUUCUCCAUUUUACAUUCGCACGGCGAAAGGGUGUGGUGAAAAAGUGUAGACUGUUUUCGAUCCAGUGGUUCUCACACACACACGCGCGCACGCGCGCGCGCGCCCACACACACACACACACACACACACACACACAAUUGUAUUAUCUGAUAGAACAUUUUUUAGAGUAGAAAAUUAGCUACAGGAUGUAUAAGUGAAUUUUAAUAAGUAACGGAAGAAUUAUCCGGUUUUAAGAUAUAGGAUACCUCGAAUAGAUUUUGCCGAGUCUAUUGCGACGUAAUUUAAUCGUACGACAGUUUCAAGUAUUUUAGUUAUUAUUUUUUACUACUGAUUGUGUAUAGAUUAUUUGUAAAGGAAAUGAUUUCAGCUUAUAGUAAAUAUUUUGAAAUAUGCGAUUUACUAUUCAGGCUGUAUCAAUGACUGUUUCAUCUUUAUCGCAAUAAAGGGUAGUAUUGAAAUGUGCGAAUUUGGAGAUUUGCAAAAUUUUCACGGAGGAUGUGUAUUUGUUAAAUGACUAAAGUUAUAUAAGUAUACACGAUAUGUACGUGUGAGCGUAUAUGCGUACGUGUCUUUUUUACAAUAUCGUCACUCUGGCAUCAAUUGUCAAAUGUAAUUUCAGUUUAUAAGUUCAAUUUGGUGCAGUGCUUGAAGGACAACCCUUACAUUUCAUAAACUCGUUACUGUCAUUAAUUCAAGAAAUAUCCGCUACGCACCGCUACUAUCUUCAACAGAGUCAAGGUUGUAGUGCGACUCAAUGGCAAAUCAGGCGCAUCUUUAUUUCGAAGUAUAACUACUCGAUAACAACGAAGACCACGGACGUCCUUUAUUAUCGUAUACCAAGAUAAAUCAUCAAAGUUCUGUCACGGAAAUUACAGAUAUCUUACGCCUGAAAACAAGCAAGAAAUUUCUAAUAAACAUAGAUCUCAAAUCUAUUACUUCUCGAAAUACAACCACUUCUAAUUAUAUGAGAGCUAUUCGAUAAUAUGUCUGUGCAAAGUCAAAAGAUGGCGCCUAUAGUACAAUGUUGAUGUCUUUCUCAGUUUCCGGCAUUACUUAUAGGAGUAUAUACCAAGUUUCAAUAGAAUACGUUCAUUAUUCCAUUGUUGGCAGUCAUUUGAAUCGAUCAAGUUUUGAUUUGUGAGAAAUGGAUGAAAGAGAACUGCGUGUAGCGAUCAAACAUUACUUUUUGAAAGGCAAAAUGGUAUUACUAUAUGGAUGGGAUCAAAAAAACUUGGACAUCGUCUUGAAUUAAAUGUGUAGACUUGAAAAGAGAUUAUGUUGAGAAAUAAAAGAUUUUUCUCGGAAAAUUGAGUCUCCUUUUUGCACGGACUUAUCGAACAGCCUUCGUAGCAUGAAUUGAAUUUUUUAUUUCUUUUAUUUUUAUUCUUUAGGAGCUAUGUUAAAAUUUAAUUUGCAGAGAGGCAUUAGGUACAUACACAUAUGUAUUAUUUUGUUUACAAUCGUUUAUUUGGUUAACCAAUCUAGUGUGCUCCAACUCUUUUAGUUUACAUCAAUCUAUCAUAUCUACAAUCAGCCAGAUGCAUAUGUAUGUAUGUACAUCAAAUGGAACCAUGAUAAAAUAGAUUAACGAUAAUCAGAUAUUAACAUUCAUGUGGACUAUUCAUUUUCUAAUUGUGAAAUUAAAUAGAUAAUCGAUAUAUAAUGUAUCUCAAAAAUUACAUGUUUUUUGAGCCACAUUUUUUUUCUUCAAGUUAAUUUGGGCACAUAUUUACCUUAGCAUUUCUUCCCGUUAUCUUACCUUUAUCACCUUUUCUUUUUGUACAGUUCCAAAUUAUAACUUAUUUAAAAUUCACUUGACUAUGAGAGAUACUAAUUAAAAAAUACUAACUAAAGAAUAUGAUCUUAUCGUUUACUUUUGUUGCGAAAUUUCCAUUAAUUCGCUUGUUUUUUUGUUAAUUGUUCACAAAUUAAAUAGGUGUCUCCGCACAUGUUGUUUCAUAAGACAAAUUUCAUGUUCUAAAUCGACCAAAAACUCACUGGAGAAAUACCCAAUUUGUUUUACGAUGUUACUAAUUAUAUUCUAACCAAAUCCGCAUCUCAUAUUAACCAGUUAACUGUCGAUCUCUUUGCAAAGCGCCCACCAGUGUGUGUCGCGAUAAUCAAGCGAGUUAGCUCUCAGGAAGUUAUAAAUCCAACUCAAAUUAUUUAUAAUUUUCAUUUGUUUGUUUCAUUUCGUCUUGACCUCUAAACAUUUUACCCAUAUUAAAAUU
Molecule: messenger RNA, 6395 nt
Organism: Dinoponera quadriceps
Lineage: Eukaryota; Metazoa; Arthropoda; Insecta; Hymenoptera; Formicidae
Product: chitinase-like protein PB1E7.04c
Exons: 7
Coding region: 249-4136 (1295 amino acids)
Biological process (GO): regulation of transcription by RNA polymerase II
Molecular function (GO): RNA polymerase II cis-regulatory region sequence-specific DNA binding; DNA-binding transcription factor activity, RNA polymerase II-specific
Source: RefSeq, a predicted model, not a curated record